GCGCGAAGUAUCCCGUUAUCACAUCCCAAACUCACGCGUGUUUACUGGCGGUCGGAAGCCUGCAGCUCGCCAUGACCCUUCAGCUGCGUAGCGGUUGUGGUGCGUGCGAGCAUGUUGGGUAUGUCGCUCAGCGCCGAGUUUUGAAUCACCUUGCUGCUUGGCGGGCACCAUCGUACCUCCGUCUUCGCCUUCCUUCCAGCGUCGAGCUUUCAGCCAAGCAGUAUGAACCACGACGAGAUGUCCAGACGGAUGCUGCGCCUCGACCGCCGCUGUUUGAACUUCGCGCAUCAGGUAGCACGGCACGAGUAUCGCAUUGCAUCUCAAGCUCAAGUGGUCAUGUUUCGCCAAAGACAUCACACUUGCCCGCGCCGCUCAAGGAGCCAUGGAUUGUGCACGAUGCUGGCGAAAGCGAAUGCUGGGCGAUAAUCGGGCCGGCAAUCGAAGCAGGAGGGGAGACAAAAGCGGCGCUGAUCCGAUUCCUCCUCGGUCGGCAUUCGCCCACGCAGCAUCCGCAUCUGACCACUUCGCAUCCUUUCUUGAGCACCAGCAAUCGCUCCGCCUCGCAGGCGAUGCAGCAUGUCACUUUCUCCACGCGCAUUGCCUCGUGUACUUCAGCAGGAGCCGGCGCGGGCAACUUCGUCGACUUCAGCGCGCGAUAUGGCGCGAUCCGUACCGUGGACAAAGUCACGCUGUACGAGAGCUUGUUGGAGCAGCUCGGCGUAUUUACAGGCAACAUUGCAGCCAUGAAGCUGCUACCUGAUCCGCUCGCGCCAGGUGCCGAAGCCGAUACCAAAGUCGAGGGUAUUGAAGGCGCCGACGCAGCUGAGUUGGGGCGCUUCAAGUGGAGCUCUGAGCAAGCGAGACGGAAGGGCAUCGCCGCGGCCCAGCACGCAGACGCGGUAGUGCGGAGUUCGGCCAAACUGCUCAAUCUCGAUGGCGAGCUGCUGCAUUGCCCUCUGAUCGCGCUUUCGAACGGACAGACGCGCCGCGCUCGCAUUUUAGCGACCCUGCUGGCCGGAGGCGAAUGCAUCAUCAUGGAGGAGCCGUACACCGGUCUGGAUCCGCCCACACGUGCCAAGGUCUCGAAGCUGCUGGCCGAGCUGCAUGCUAAGCGCGCACCACGGGUCAUAAUGGUGUUGCGGGAGCAGGACAGCUUGCCGAACUUCGUCACACAUGUUCUGCGCAUCGACGACGCAGGUGAGGUCGUCUCGAUGGGCCGGCUCAGCGGCAGUUCCGAGAGAGACAGCAGCAGCAGCGUGUCUGGUGUGCAUGCUGCAUUUGGCGCGAAUGCGCCUGGAGGGUAUGAUGUGGUUGUUGCCAAUGCCAAAAGAGGGAUCGGCCAAGGAGACAUGCAGGCUGCUGCCGUCGUUGAGUUGUCCGGUGUGACGAUUGCAUACAAGGGCAAGAAGGUCUUGUCGGAUGUCAGCAUGCGCAUAGCGCCUGGUAGCCGGACGGUGCUUGUCGGCGACAACGGCUCGGGCAAGACGACGCUAUUGUCGCUCCUGCUCGGCGAUCACCCGCUGUCGUACGCACUGCCCGCCGAGCAACUGCGUCUUUUCGGUGCCGCGCGGCGCGACCGCAGCAACUCGACGGUGCAUCUACAUGCCAAAGUGGGGCACUUCAGCCCAGAGCUGUUCAACGCUUUCCCGAGAAGACCUCUCGAGCUUGCAGGCCUCAGUGUGGGCGAGGCGGUCGCGAGCGGGUUCGAGAACAUCUUUACAAGACGCAGCUACUCUGGCGAGCAGAUGAGCCGCGUACACGCUCUGCUGGCGCACUUUGCUGACCUGUUGCGAAUCAAUGCGAAGUCCUCGGUCGCUAGUUCUAGCGCUGGCGGAACAUCAGGCAACGCUGACAACGUCGCACUGCUCGCAACGCAGCCGUUCAUGAACCUCACCGCGGGCUCUCAGGCGGUCGUGCUGUUCCUGCGCGCACUCGUUCAUGCGCCACAACUGCUUAUCCUCGACGAGCCGUUCCAGGGCAUGGACCGGCGACAGGUGCAGCGUGUGCGGCGCUUCAUUGACUCGGCGGGGAGCACGCAAGACGGCUGGGAAGGUGAUGUCUUUGUCACAGGCUCGAACGAGCAGGGGCGGGAGGCGGAUCGCAAAGCGCGACAGGGGAUGGCGGUCGUCGUCGUUAGCCACUAUGAAGAGGAAUGGCCGAGUACGUGCGGCAAGCUGCUGCGCCUGCAGGAGGGCGUUGUCUCAGAAUCAAUAUGAACAUUCAAAAC
Tilletiaria anomala UBC 951 is the source of this 2227-nucleotide messenger RNA. RefSeq names its product P-loop containing nucleoside triphosphate hydrolase protein. The record is from RefSeq and is a predicted model, not a curated record. Bases 72 to 2216 code for a protein of 714 amino acids. Gene Ontology annotation, molecular function: ATP binding; ATP hydrolysis activity. Lineage: Eukaryota; Fungi; Basidiomycota; Exobasidiomycetes; Georgefischeriales; Tilletiariaceae. The transcript has a single exon.